This is a messenger RNA of Helianthus annuus (common sunflower), 2171 nucleotides long. RefSeq names its product ATP-dependent 6-phosphofructokinase 3. The transcript is spliced from 12 exons. Lineage: Eukaryota; Viridiplantae; Streptophyta; Magnoliopsida; Asterales; Asteraceae. Gene Ontology annotation, cellular component: cytoplasm. Bases 276 to 1886 code for a protein of 536 amino acids. The record is from RefSeq and is a predicted model, not a curated record. Gene Ontology annotation, biological process: fructose 6-phosphate metabolic process; glycolytic process. Gene Ontology annotation, molecular function: ATP binding; 6-phosphofructokinase activity.
UCCAAUUUCAACCUCGGUUAUUGACCUUCUUUUCCAAGCAAUUUAUUCAAUAAACCCUCACAAUUUUCUUUGAGAUUGUUGGAAAACCAGACACCCCCACAUGUUUCUUACCCUCCAGAAACACAUGCAAUCAGUUGUUUCAAAGUCAACCUUAAAAGUAUGGUCUUGUUUGGUGUGCCAUGAGUCGUUAUUUCCUGACCAGUUUCCAGUUUAAAUGAAGUAUAUAUAGAGAUGGUUUUUGUAGCUAUAUUUGAAGAUUUGUUGUUUUGAAAUUAAUGCAUUCUGUAUGUAACAGUGGUUCGAUCGUUGGUUUUUAUAAGGUAAGUGGUGAUAAUAAUUCUGGUCGGAAAACGGGUAACUGUAACGGGAGAAAAGCGUUGGUGAAAGUGACACAUCGGAGUAGAGUUAUGGGUUCAGUGCCGGUUAAAGUGUUGGGUCAACCGAAGGUUGUUAGGGGGGAUCAUGGUUAUGUUCUUGAAGAUGUUCCUCAUUUGACUGAUUAUAUCUCUGAUCUUCCGACUUAUCCUAAUCCACUGCAAGAUCAUCCUGCAUACGCAGUUGUUAAGCAGUAUUUCGUUGAUACGGAUGACACUAUUGCUCAAAAGAUUGUUGUUCAUGCUAAUGGUCCUAGAGGCACCCAUUUUCGACGAGCAGGACCACGUCAAAAGGUGUAUUUCAAAUCAGACGACGUUCACGCUUGUAUUGUGACAUGUGGGGGCCUAUGCCCCGGUCUCAACACUGUGAUUAGAGAAAUCGUUGGUAGUUUACACGAUAUGUAUGGCGUUACAAGAAUCGAAGGGAUUGAAGGAGGUUACCGAGGUUUUUACUCACGAAAUACAAUAUCAUUAACACCUAAAGUGGUUAACGGUAUUCAUAAACGAGGUGGCACCAUAAUCGGGACUUCACGAGGUGGUUAUGAUAACAAAAAGAUAGUCAAUAGUAUUGAAGAUCGCGGAAUCAAUCAGGUGUAUAUAAUAGGAGGUGACGGAACACAAAAGGGGGCGUCCGCUAUCUAUGAGGAAGUUAGAAGGCGGGGUCUUAACGUUGCAGUUGUCGGGAUUCCAAAAACUAUAGAUAAUGACAUUCCGGUUAUCGAUCAAUCAUUCGGCUUUGAUACUGCUGUCGAGGAGGCUCAACGUGCUAUUAAUGCAGCACAUGUUGAGGCAGAGAGUAACGAGAACUGUAUCGGCCUUGUGAAGUUAAUGGGACGAAAUAGUGGGUUUAUUGCAAUGCAUGCAACACUAGCAAGCCGAGAUGUUGAUUGUUGUUUGAUUCCCGAGUCAUCUUUCUAUCUUGAAGGACCCGGAGGUCUUUUCGAAUAUAUAGAAAAAAGAAUCAAAGAAAACGGGCAUAUGGUAAUCGUUGUAGCAGAAGGUGCGGGCCAGGAUCUUGUUGCCGAGAGCUUACGAACUAAUGAUGACAAGGAUGCCUCUGGAAACAAGCUCUUAAAUGAUGUUGGUUUGUGGUUAUCUCAAAAAAUCAAGGGUCAUUUCAAGAAACAAACAGAAAUGGAGAUCAACCUUAAAUACAUAGAUCCUACGUACAUGAUUCGAGCUGUUCCAAGUAAUGCAUCGGAUAAUGUUUACUGCACUCUUCUGGCUCAAAGUGCGGUUCACGGAGCUAUGGCUGGCUACACUGGCUUCACUGUUGGCCCGGUCCAUGGUCGAGAAUGUUACCUACCGUUUUACAGAAUAACUGAGAAACAAAACAAGGUUGUAAUUACUGAUAGGAUGUGGGCAAGAAUGUUAUCUUCAACGAAUCAACCGAGUUUUUUGAAUACGAAAGAUAUCAUUGAGUCAGACAUGGAUGAAGCACCACCAACUCAGUUGCUAGAUGACCGGGUGGUGGAUAACGGGUUUGUGACCAAGGAAACUACUGUUUGCUGAUUGUGGUCGCGCGGAUACACUCUUUUUUUUUCAAGUUACAAGAAUUGAAUAAAAGUCUUGGAUCACUCAUGUGUAUAUAUAUAUACGGUAAUGGUUGGUAUAUGAGGGCUGUCGGUUUAGAUUUUCGUGAUCUGUGAAGGCGGAGAUGCGUUUUUUCAGUUGUAUGUGCAAGAUUUGUGGUUGAAUAAGAGAAUCAUUUAGUGGUUUAAAGUUUAGACUUUAAGCUUUAUCACAUUCUAAUGUAAUGUAAUUUGUUCUAGUAUAUAAUUAAACCCUAUAUUUGUC